UAGUACAACUCGUUAAUUAGCAAACAAAAAAGAUAAAAUGAGAAAAAGAAAAAAAAAUAAAUAACCUUGAUAGUGAUAUUGCGGUAGAGAUAACAAAGGAAAAAAGAAAAAGUAAAAUACCUAAAAUGUAACUGAAAGGAAAUUAAUUAGUUAGAGAGAGAAUUGAGUAAUGUUAAAAAAAUGUUAAUAAACCUAUUAAUUAUUUAUCAAAAAUCUAUUAAUUAUUUUGAUGAAAUGGCUUGAAAUUAUUGGUGGCAUUCGAGACCUUGUUAACUACUUUGAUGAAAUGGCUUGAAAGUGGGAGCAGGGGAUUCGGGAAGCAGACUUUUUUUCUAAUAUAAUAUCUCAGUCGCACUCAACUCAACUUAGUCAAUAUAGUUGACUUUAUCCUUGCAAAAACUUGACUACCAUUUAUGUAGAAUGGAACUGACAACUUGAAUUCUACAAGUUAUUUGUCCAUUUGAAUGUGUUCUGCAGCUUCCUCUACCAAAUGGGUGCUUUAGAUUUCUUGGUCAUCCUCAGUUUUAUAGGAUGUUUCUUACAAUCUCAGGCUCAAAGCCUAUCAUGCCACCCAAAUGAUUUUCAAGCAUUACAGGAUUUCGUGAGGGGUUUGGAAACAGUGAUUGAUGGGUGGGAAUCUGAAUCCUAUUCUGAUUGCUGCAAAUGGAAAGGAAUCAAAUGCCAUUCUUCAUCUACAGGGAAAGUUGUAGAGUUAGAUCUUGCAGAGAAGAAACUUUCUGGUAAGCUCUCUCAAUCACUUGGAAAUUUGGAUCAGCUGAAAGUUCUCAAUUUGUCCCACAACUUUUUUAAAGGCUCCCUUCCAAAAUCACUUCUCAACUUACCAAAUUUACAAGUUAUAGACUUGAGCUCCAAUUAUCUAACAGGCCCAAUUUCCACUGCUAUUAAUUUACCUUCAAUACAAGAGUUAGAUAUCUCUGAGAAUUCCUUGGAGGGUUUUCUUUCACAAAGUAUAUGUGACAAUUCUUCUUCACUUAGAUCAUUGAAUCUCCAAAGAAACUACUUGCAAGGUAAUCUUCCAUCACAACUUGGGAAUUGUAGUUCAUUAGAGUACCUUAGUCUUGGCCAAAAUAAUCUUAAUGGUGAAAUAGCAGAAAGUAUAUAUAAGUUGCAGAAGCUAACUCAAUUGAGCCUUAGAGAGAACAAGUUUUCAGGGCUAAUUAGCCAAAGGAUCAGUAACCUCACCAACCUUGUUCAAUUUGACAUAUCUUCUAAUGCAUUUUCAGGAACCAUUCCAGAUGUUUUUCACAGCAUUGGAAAGUUAGAGAAAUUUGUUGCCUUUUCAAAUAAUUUUACUGGUUUUAUUCCUCUGUCCAUGUCAAAUUCUCCCACUCUUACUACACUAAAUCUUAGGAACAAUUCCUUGGAGGGUUUGGUUAAUCUUAACUGUUCAGCAAUGGUAAAAUUGGUUACUCUUGGUUUAGCUACCAAUCGGUUUAGUGGGCCUAUUCCAGAUAAUCGCCCUUCAUGUCAAGCUCUGAGUACUUUAGAUCUUUCUCGCAAUAGAUUCACAGGUCAAAUACCAGAAAGCUUCAAGAAUUUUCAUAGUCUUUCUUACUUCUUUCUUUCAAAUACCAGCAACUCUAAUCUUUCUUCUGCCUUGAGAAUCUUUCAGCAUUGUGAAAACCUUAGUACUUUGAUCUUCACCUUAAACUUUCAUGGUGAGCAGUUGCCAGCUGAUCCUACUCUUCAUUUCAAAAAGUUGAAUGUUCUCAUUAUUGCUAACUGCAGACUCAGAGGCUCAAUACCACAAUGGUUGAGUAGAAGCAGCCAAUUGAAGCUAUUGGAUUUGUCAUGGAACCACUUGGAUGGAACAAUUCCUUCAUGGUUUGGUGAUUUCAAGUUCCUCUUUUACUUGGACUUAUCAAACAACUCAUUCAGUGGCAAAAUCCCAAGAAGAAUAACUGAGUUAAGAAGUCUUACUGAUAUGGAUGUAUCCCUGGAAAAAUCUCCAAUGGACUUUCCCUUUUCAUUGAAGAGAAAUGUAAGUUUAAGUGGGUUGCAAUACAAUCAACUAAUGAGUCUUCCACCAACUCUAGACUUGAGUUAUAACAAGGUUAGUGGAUCAAUCUUGCCCGAGUUUUGUAAUCUUAAAAAGCUUCGAUAUUUAGAUUUGAAAUUUAACAACCUAUCAGGACCAAUCCCAAGUAACUUGGCAGGGUUGAGAAACUUAGAGGCAUUGGAUUUUUCACACAACAAACUUUCUGGGACGAUUCCCUCAUCAUUGGAAAGUCUAAGCUUUCUAUCAAAGUUUAAUGUUGCUUACAACCAAUUGCAUGGAAAGAUCCCUUUAGGGGGUCAGUUUUCAACCUUUCCAAGUUCAAGUUUUGUUGGAAAUAUUGAUCUUUGUGGUGAUGAUUACACAAAUAUUAUUUGUGCAAAACAUGAGUCUUCCAAUAUUCCAAGGGAGGCAACCCAUCAAUCACAAAGAGAUGAAAGCUUUACAAAUGGGAUAAUUGUUGGAGUUGCCUUUGGUUUUGUGUUUGUGUUUGGAGCUUCAUUAUUCCCUGAAAUCUUAAGAUAUGCUGGCCCCAUGAAGAGAUUAAGGACUCACUAAAUGAGCAUUAAUCCAACUUGAAAUAGUUCAAAUAUUAUAAUGUGGAAAUUAACAUUCGGCUUCAAUGGCUUGUUUUGUUUAUGUGUUUGGGUGGUGUUUAUUUGUUUCUACAGGGUAUGGAAGUUGUGAAAUUAUUAUGUGUUUGUUUUGUGAUGGCCUUUUCAGCCUUUGUUCAAUGUAAUUUGUGCUCUUCCUUGGUUCCAACCCUGAUGACAGGAAAAGUACCUUUGGCA
Cannabis sativa is the source of this 2808-nucleotide messenger RNA. RefSeq names its product phytosulfokine receptor 1. Gene Ontology annotation, molecular function: protein binding. The transcript has a single exon. The record is from RefSeq and is a predicted model, not a curated record. Bases 491 to 2575 code for a protein of 694 amino acids. NCBI's taxonomy places the organism in Eukaryota, Viridiplantae, Streptophyta, Magnoliopsida, Rosales, Cannabaceae.